This is a messenger RNA of Gasterosteus aculeatus aculeatus (three-spined stickleback), 1731 nucleotides long. It is a transcript of the gene dipk1ab, whose product is annotated as divergent protein kinase domain 1Ab. The record is from RefSeq and is a predicted model, not a curated record. NCBI's taxonomy places the organism in Eukaryota, Metazoa, Chordata, Actinopteri, Perciformes, Gasterosteidae.
GCGCCCCGGGGGGGGGAUGAGCGCGGCCAACGUGAGUCUCACUUCGCUGCAGUCCGCGGGGCGUCGCGCUUCUUCCGCCUCCGAACGCGCAGCGUGCACGAUGCCGCCGACGGAAUGACUGACGACUGCUCGCAAUGCGAGCGAGAUGUGCAGGGUUAACCGUUUCCCCGCACCGCGCGAGCCGAGCGCCCGAUUUCCUCCCGUGACGGGUUGAGUGAGAUGUUCUCCGUUCGCCAUGGCGAGAGGACGGUUUCCAUGGGGACUCUGCAGGAAGCCGCUGCACAUCCAGGCCAGGCUUCCCUACCUGCACAUGAAGUACCUGUUCUUCUCCUGGCUGGCCGUGUUCGUGGGGAGCUGGAUCGUGUACGUCGAGUACUCGUCCUACACAGAGCUGUGCCGAGGGCACGACUGCAAAAAUUCGAUAUGCAAUAAAUACAAGAAAGGAAUCAUUGACGGCUCGGCCUGCAGCAGCCUCUGUGAGAAGGACACGAUUUACCUGGGGAAGUGCUUCACCGCCCAGCCCAAAAGCCAGGUGUACUCGGGGAUCUGGGGGGACCUGGAGGGAGUCAUUAAGUGCCAGAUGGAGGAGGCGCCUCAUUACGACUUGGGGAGCGAGAUGGAGCCGAGGAAGGAGGCUGCGGCCUUCACACUGCCCACCAAGGGGACGUCGGUGGAAAAGUUUAGAGAAAUGAUCCUAAACCACGUGAAGGCUAAAGUGGGGGAUCAGGCCAACAUCGCGGACCUGGCAACCCAAGUGCUGUCCAUAACGGACGCCAACAGAGACGGCCACAUCUCGCUGCCCGAGGCUCGCUCCACGUGGGCUCUGCUGCAGCUCAACGAGUUCCUGCUGGCGCUGGUCCUGCAGGACAGAGAGCACACGCCCAAGCUGCUGGGCUUCUGCGGCGACCUGUACGUGAUGGAGAAGGUGCCGCACACGCCGCUGUACGGCAUCAGCCUGCCGUGGAUCGUGGAGGCGUGGAUCCCGGCGGGCCUGCGCCGCAGCGUGGACCAGUGGUUCACCCCCUCCUGGCCGCACAGGGCCAAGAUCUCCAUCGGGCUGCUGGAGCUGGUGGAGGACGUCUUCCACGGCGCCUUCGGCAGCUUCCUCAUGUGCGACGUGAGCGCCGCCAGUUUCGGCUACAACGGCCGCCACGACCUGAAGGUGAUGGACGCGCGGUACAUCGUGCCCGAGGCCGUCUUCCAAGAAGAGGUCAGGCAGCGGCGCUGCGACGCCGACGAGGAUUGCCUCUACGGGGCCGACUGCGUCACUUCCUGCGACCUCACCAAGCACCGCUGCACGCCAGAGGUCACCAGGCCCAACCUGGCCAAGGCCUGCGAGGCGCUCAAGGACUACGUCCUGAGGGGCGCCCCGGCCGACGUCAGGGAGGAGCUGGAGAAGCAGCUGUACUCGUGCGUGGCGCUCAAAGGGUCGACUGAGCAGAUGGAGAUUGAACACUCGUUGAUUCUGAACAAUCUCAAGACUUUACUCUGGAAGAAGAUCUCUCACACGAAAGACUCCUAAGAGGCUGGAGAUGGAUUCCUCGGGUCAGGAUGUAAAUAUAGGACCGUUUCCCCGCGUCGGUCAACCUUGACAAGUGUAACUCACGUUUUAUCCCGUCAAUGUCACUUCAUUUUAUAUCCAAAGUUGACGUCAAUGUACUGGAGCCAAGUGAGUAGGUGAAUUUCAGAAUAUUGUAAUCAAUAAAUUUGACCAAACUGUUCCAGCCUGAA